AUGUGUCCGGGGGAAGGUUGGAGGGGGGUCGCCAGAUCCCCCUCUCAUGAGUCGGUGACAACAGAACUGUCACUGUUCAGUGUGUCCUCCGCUGCAUCAGAUGCAAGAGUGCUCAGGCUUUUGGCUAGCAAGGCGGGCCAGGGUCCGGAUCCUUCAUUGAGGGUUGCGAGCCCGAAUCCCGAAGGAAAAGCUAUCAAACGAGGGUCUACUUCGAUCCUUCAGUCUGGGGACGCGUGUCGGGAGCUCCUGGCCGGGUGCGCGGCCCUGUGCGCCCAGUUAGGGCUCCGUAGAUCUUUCAGUGCUGGGGAUGUGGCCUCGGGGACUGUGGCCAAGCCUGUCAGAAGUGCGACAUCGGAGGUGGGUCUGUGCGCGGCGCUCGAGGCCCUCACGAUGAGUGCGGCGUCUCGCUCCUGCAGCACAUGGGUCGCGGUAGGCGGGUCGCAGCUGCCGUCCCCGCAGCGCGCGCACCCCGCGCAGCCGCCGCCGCGCGCGCUGCCCGGCGACAACAAGAAGGUCCGCCAGAAUUAUAUAAAGCGUCGACUUCUGACGACGUACAGAGCGUUGGAGAGGAUGUCGCAGUCCGAAUUCAAUCUGGAUAAACUGGAGGCAGUAGCAUCCGCCGCUGCCAACACCGGCCCCGGACCGACCACUCUCGCGGUGCCCACCAAAACCACUAAGUUUGUACACCCAGAAGCGGCACAUUUGGCCCUCACAGCCGCGGAUUUAGAACGCGAAAGGGGACGCCCUCUAUCAAAAUACGAAAGAAACAUGAUAAUAUUCAACUGGCUCCAUACUCUAGACGAGGCUGCCCCGUUC
Molecule: messenger RNA, 816 nt
Organism: Brenthis ino (lesser marbled fritillary)
Lineage: Eukaryota; Metazoa; Arthropoda; Insecta; Lepidoptera; Nymphalidae
Source: the annotation of a GenBank genome assembly